AAAUGGCGGCGUCUCCAAAAGGUGGUAGUUGCAGCCCCCACGGAGCACAAAAGCGGCCCAGAUCCGAUGAAGAAGAAUCCGCAGCGGAGAGAUCCGUGUCAGGAUUUGAAGUUAUACGGAUCCUCCGGGAAUCUGCCCGGGAGAAAAACAUUUUCGUACAAGGAAAGCUCGAUGACCAGGACGCUGUUAUCAUCCUGGAGAAAACGCCGAUCACACAAGAUAUCCUUACACGGAUGUUAAAGAACAGCACACAGAAGCUGGAGGCGAGCAACGACAUCUACAGCACCUACCAGCUCGAACCACCACCGGACCUCAACGCAAUUAAGUCGACUCUGAUCUGCCCAGCCACCGAGAAACACGUGCUGAAGUAUCUGCGCCAAGAGACAUUCCUCCUUGAAGAGACUGAGCAGGAUUAUCAGUCCAUCACUCUUCCCUACAUAAAAAGCCAGAGCUUCAGUGUGCAGUGGGUUUACAACAUUUUGGAAAAGAAAGCUGAGGCAGAGCGGAUCGUUUUUGAAGAUCCAGACCCGCAAAUCGGUUUCAUUCUGCUGCCAGAUUUCAAAUGGGACCAACAGCAGCUCGACAACUUGUACCUGAUUGCCAUCGUACAUCCAAGAGACAUAAAGAGUUUGCGAGAUCUCACAGCUGAUCACCUUCCUUUGCUGAGAAACAUCCAAAACAAAGGGCUGGACAUCAUCCGGCAGCGCUACGGCAUCCCAGCAUCUAAACUGAGAGUGAUGCUGCACUACCAGCCAUCCUACUACCACCUCCACGUGCACUUCAUUUCGCUGGAAUACGAAGCCCCGGGGUGUGGCGUCGAGAGAGCGCACCUGCUCAGUGACGUCAUCCAGAACUUGCAGGACCAACCCGAGUACUACCGCAAACACACACUGACCUUCCCCAUACGGGCCGAUGACGCACUGCUGAAACACUUCCAGGAGGCAGGGAGGGUCUAGACGACUUUUUUUACAUUGUGUGUGUCUUACUAUAAACCUGACAAAGUCAUCGUCUUCUUUAAAGCGAUUUCUCAAUUUUGUAUUUUCUCACAUGUACUGUAUGUAAUAAAACAAUUUUUUUAACUAAAUUUGUGUUUAAACUUGAACUCUGCUGCACAGUUUACAGAAUGUACAGUUAACAAUAGUUUCUUUUUUUUUCUCUUCUCUGUAUUUUGUCCAAAAUACAUCACUCAGCAAGAUCCUAGAAAAAAAGAAAAGAUCUUUUGUAGUGUUGAUGAUUCAUAGUUUAUCAAUCUUUCAGCACAGUGUCCCUGUAAGCUUGCUGUAAACUUUCAUUUUGUUACUGAGUCAAAUGGUUCCUUUGUCAAAGUUAAGGAGUGGUUUAAAAAGAUUUGGUUCUAACUUAUCACGUACUUUUACGAACCGAUUUUUAGAUUUCUGUAAUCAGAUCACUGUGUGUGGGUUUUAGCUCUAUCUGUGUUUCUGUAAGUGUGUAUGCAACAUUAUUUACAUAAAUGCAAAUACAUUGUGCUUUUUUUUCUGUUCAGUUAAUAAAAAAGUUCAGCUGCA
Clarias gariepinus (North African catfish) is the source of this 1526-nucleotide messenger RNA. RefSeq names its product decapping enzyme, scavenger (gene dcps). The transcript is spliced from 6 exons. The record is from RefSeq and is a predicted model, not a curated record. Gene Ontology annotation, molecular function: hydrolase activity; RNA 7-methylguanosine cap binding. Gene Ontology annotation, biological process: deadenylation-dependent decapping of nuclear-transcribed mRNA. Gene Ontology annotation, cellular component: P-body; nucleus. Bases 3 to 956 code for a protein of 317 amino acids. Lineage: Eukaryota; Metazoa; Chordata; Actinopteri; Siluriformes; Clariidae.